Oncorhynchus mykiss (rainbow trout) is the source of this 9743-nucleotide messenger RNA. The record is from RefSeq and is a predicted model, not a curated record. Lineage: Eukaryota; Metazoa; Chordata; Actinopteri; Salmoniformes; Salmonidae.
AUGCUGUCAUCUACUUGAGAAAACUGAUAAUAAUUAGCAACUGCUAUCUGAUAGUCAUUUUGACCCAUCCCUCUCUCUUUUUGUCGGGUGUUUAGGCCUAAAGAUGCAGUGGACCCCAGAGCAUGCGCAGUGGGCCGAGCAGCACUUUGAUAUCUCCUCCACCACCCGCUCCCCUGCACACAAAGUAGAGGCCUACCGGGGGCACCUGCAGCGCACCUACCAGUAUGCUUGGGCAAACGACGACAUCUCUGCACUCACCGCCUCCAACCUGCUGAAGAAAUACGCAGAGAAGUACUCUGGGAUUUUAGAGAGUCCGAGUGAAAGAGCGCUGCUCUGCUCGUAUUCCGAUGGCACUCCUGGACUCCUCAACGGACGUAAGUCAGAGAGUGAGUCCUGGCAGGAGGGGAUUUACUCAAUGAACUGCGGUCCAGAUGUUAUAUCUGUGAACAAAGCUGGAAUGACAGCUGCACUUCCCCCUACAGACGUGUCGGCCAGCAUAGGUAGCACCCCAGGGGUGGCCAGCAGCCUGAACGAGCCCAGCUAUUCCAGAAGUAACUGUGGGAGUCACACGACCACCAGUCUACACUCGGGUCUGUCCUCUCAGGAAUACGCUACAGGCUACAAUGGCUCCUACCUGCACUCUAGUUACAGCGGGCAGACCAACCCAGGCCUCCCCUCUCAACACCCUUCUCCUAUGCACAGUGCUGGUCUCAUACAACCCCCUCUUCCACCACCUCCCACUACUCUAGUGCCCAGCUACAACGUGGGGUCUCCCAACAUCUCCAACUACAAUUAUCCUACGGCGGGGUAUCCCUCACAGACAGUUGUUGCCCCUGGCUAUAGCCCUGGGGGGGGCCCACCGCCCUCUUCCUAUCUGCCAUCCAGCAUUGCAGCUCCCACACCGCUACCCCCCUCUACACUCUCUGGCUAUACCUACCAGUCCCAUAACCAUGCACCAAUUGCACCAACACCUUUGAAUGGCAGCUCAGCCAACUCAUUGAAAAGAAAAGCUUUCUACAUGACGGGGCAUGGAGAUAUGGACUCCAGCUAUAGUAAUUUCAACUACAAUCAACAGCGCUCCUCACAAAGCCCUAUGUACAGAAUACCAGACAACAGCAUCUCAGACUCAAGCAGAGGGAAUGGAUUUGACAGGAAUGCUGAUGUGUCAUCUUUAGCGUUUAAGCCUACAAAGCAGGCAAUAUCCUCAGAUCAGCAAAGAAAAUUUAGCAGUCAGUCUAGCAGAGCACUUACCCCUCCCUCCUAUGGAUCAACCAAAAGCUCUGUGGGAAGCCUGAGAUCAGGUGAGUCCUUUGGAAAAUUUGGAUCCCCUAUCACGGGUGAGCAAAGUGAAGAGCAACUCUCCCAUUCCAUUGCAGGGUCGGACAUUGGCAGAGCUACCUCAUCCAGCCACGUUGCAGAGGAGCAGCUGAAGAACAGCGAUGCCAGCGUGGUGGAGUUGGUCACCACAGAGAUCCUUCAGCCCGGUCCCCCAGUGGACUGGAGUGACAUAGCUGGUCUGGAGCUGGCCAAAGCAGCCAUCAAAGAAGAGAUUCUGUGGCCCAUUUUGAGGCCAGACAUGUUCAGUGGACUUGCCACAUUACCUCGGAGCCUCCUUCUCUUCGGACCUCAGGGAACAGGCAGAACACUGCUGGGCCGCUGCAUGGCCAGCCAGCUGGGGGCAGCCUUCCUGCAGCUGAGUGGCUCAGCCCUGGUGACCAAGUGGCUGGGGGAGGGCGAGAAGAUCGUCCAGGCCUCCUUCCUGUUGGCCCGGUGUCGCCAGCCCUCAGUUGUGUUCAUCAGUGAGGUGGACAUGCUUCUAUCGGCCCAUCUCAGCGAGGAGAGUCCGGUGAACGUGAUCCAGAGCGAGCUCCUCAUGCAGCUGGACAGUGUGCUGACCACAGCCGAGGACCAUGUCCUAGUGGUCUGCUCCACCAGUAAGCCUGAGGAGAUCCAAGAUUCCCUGAGGAGGUACUUCACCAAACGGCUCCUCAUCCCCCUACCUGACAGCACAGCUCGGCGCCAGAUAAUUAGCCAACUACUCUCACAGCACAACUAUUGCCUCAGUGACAAAGAGGUGUCACUGCUGGUCGAGCGGAUGGAAGGCUUUUCAGGACUGGACGUGGCCCAGCUGUGCCAGGAGGCAGUGGUAGGACAGCUCCAUGGCAUCCCAGCUUCUGACCUCUCAGCCAUCCAUCCCAGCCAGAUGAGACCAGUCUCCUACCAAGACUUUGAAAAUGGAUUUAGCAAAUUCCAGCCCAGUAUAUCACAAAAAGAACUGGAUACAUACACCGAAUGGAAUAAAAUGUUUGGUUGUAGUCAAUGAAGCUGAGGUAUUAGAACAUGUGGGUAGGAAACCCCUUUAGAGGUUUACCAUUUAGAAUUCUCUCCUCAGUAAACUAGGCAAGGGGAAAUGACAGAUAGUGGUGACCUUAACACCUGCAGUUCAGUAAAGGAGGGAAGCAAAGGCACGCUUUAGACAACAGCUGGCAAUCUGCACACAACACAGAGAAACUUUACUUUGACACUUGAAACCACUGAGGCCAAGCAUCACCUCCCAAGGUACAAGUGGGUAUAUUUUUCAUCACACUUUAGUCAUUGAGCAGACACUCUUGUCCAGUGACAUACAUUUUUGUACUGGUCCCCCAUGGGAUUUGAACCCACAACCCUGGUGUUGCAAAUGCCAUGCUUUACCAACUGAGCCACACGGGACCUAGAGACUAUAGGGUAGAGUGUAACAGAAUGGAACCUCUGUGUGUGUAUAUAUCAUUCUGCUGUUCUGGAGAUUUAGUUUCUAUCAAGUGCCUGAAGUGGUGCUCUUUUAUUUUGUGUUAUUAUUUUCUUCGCCUCACAAUCUACUUUGGUGGCAUGUGCUAAUAUAAAAAGCUUUAAUAUGAGACAAAAACAUUUUUUUUUAAAGCUUUUUUCCAUUGAAACACUAUUCCUCAACUGUGUCUGCUUUGCGGCCUCUGAUCAGGAGAAAGUGUGUGGUAUUGUUAAUCUGAACUCUAAUUUAUAGACAUCAUUUCUUUUGAUGUUCUCUUUUUUGAAAACUCAGGAAAGUGAUUGUGAUAUGUGCAGUACCUCUAAAGAUUUAGUCAAAGCACGACAUACUGCUAAGAGCAUUUGGCUUGCUUUUGAAUUUACAUUAUCUAAAAGGAGGGUUAAGGUACCUCAAUAGGCUAAAAAUUGACAAGCGUAUGACUUUGAAUGUACCAGAGGAAUUCUGGAGUAUUUGGAAGACAAAAGGAGGAGUAUUGUGCUUUUCUUUGCAAUUUUCUAAGCGAAGAAUCCCAUUGUGAAUAUACUGUAGUUGUAUUUGAUAUGUGGCAAGGAUGAAGGAAUAAUGUUUCUUAAAUUCUAUCAACUAUAACACAUUCGACUGGCCUUGAUCCAGAGGACAUGAACACAUUUGAGUUUUUUUGUUAAACUUUGUCUGUAGGAGAAAGCAUAACAUAUGUAUUCGUCGAACAUUAUCAGCAGCUUAAUUUUGUAUCUCAUCUGCAGAUAAAACUGCCAGGCCUCUUGUGGCAGAAUAAUGGCAAGAUACAUUUCCUGAAGACAAGCAUCAUGGGGUUGAAACAGACAGCUUCCCAAGGUAUUUAAUUCCAUUCCGCUGCUGUUUUAUCAUGAAUAAAACCUAAGAAUUAUGUAUGCCAUAAGUUAUUUUUCUACCUCAGUUGAUUAGUUUUCCCUGAAAGCAAAAUCUAAGGGAAUGGAUAGAUGACAGAGCCUAUUUCGCUUAUUAUACUAUGAAGCCUGUUGAGGGAACAAAAAAAGCUGCCUAUCUGUCAACAAAAUCAGCUUGAGUUAGUGUUACACAUUCAGUGUACUCCCCAUUCAUAGACACCUAUGUUAUGGAGUCUUACUUUCUCAGAGCACGUUGGUCUUGAAAAAAGGGGUCUGUGCCCAUUAGCCCUGUCUUUGAGCCAUUCUUCAAGUGUCAUUUCUUACAGCUAGGCUUUUAAAAAAUUAUUAUUAACUAUCAGUGUUUAGUAAUAUGCCAGAACAGAGGCAAUGGCGACACAGAGGUCUGACAACUGUGUGAAAGAGCCUUGAAUCGAAUGUAUUUUUUUGGUUUUUUUGUUCACUAAAGCAGUAUGAAAACUGUUGCAAGGCACUAGUACAGUGGAAGCGAUGUCACCAGAUACAGUACAGCUGAACGUGUCACUAGUACAGUGGAAGGGAUGUCAUCAGAUACAGUACUGCUGAACAUGUCACUAGUACAGUGGAAGGGAUGUCAUCAGAUACAGUACAGCUGAACGUGUCACUAGUACAGUGGAAGGGAUGUCAUCAGAUACAGUACUGCUGAAGGUGUCAGUAGUACAGUGGAAGGGAUGUCAUCAGAUACAGUACUGCUGAACAUGUCACUAGUACAGUGGAAGGGAUGUCAUCAGAUACAGUACAGCUGAACGUGUCACUAGUACAGUGGAAGGGAUGUCAUCAGAUACAGUACUGCUGAAGGUGUCACUAGUACAGUGGAAGGGAUGUCAUCAGAUACAGUACCGCUGAACGUGUCACUAGUACAGUGGAAGGGAUGUCACCAGAUACAGUACCGCUGAACGUGUCACUAGUACAGUGGAAGGGAUGUCAUCAGAUACAGUACAGCUGAACGCGUCACUAGUACAGUGGAAGGGAUGUCACCAGAUACAGUACCGCUGAACGUGUCACUAGUACAGUGGAAGGGAUGUCACCAGAUACAGUACCGCUGAACAUGUCACUAGUACAGUGGAAGGGAUGUCAUCAGAUACAGUACCGCUGAACGUGUCACUAGUACAGUGGAAGGGAUGUCACCAGAUACAGUACCGCUGAACGUGUCACUAGUACAGUGGAAGGGAUGUCAUCAGAUACAGUACAGCUGAACGCGUCACUAGUACAGUGGAAGGGAUGUCACCAGAUACAGUACCGCUGAACGUGUCACUAGUACAGUGGAAGGGAUGUCACCAGAUACAGUACCGCUGAACAUGUCACUAGUACAGUGGAAGGGAUGUCACCAGAUACAGUACCGCUGAACGUGUCACUAGUACAGUGGAAGGGAUGUCAUCAGAUACAGUACCGCUGAACCUGUCAGUAGUACAGUGGAAGGGAUGUCACCAGAUACAGUACCGCUGAACGUGUCACUAGUACAGUGGAAGGGAUGUCACCAGAUACAGUACUGCUGAAGGUGUCAGUAGUACAGUAGAAGGGAUGUCACCAGAUACAGUACCGCUGAACGUGUCAGUAGUACAGUGGAAGGGAUGUCAUCAGAUACAGUACUGCUGAAGGUGUCAGUAGUACAGUAGAAGGGAUGUCACCAGAUACAGUACCGCUGAACGUGUCAGUAGUACAGUGGAAGGGAUGUCACCAGAUACAGUACCGCUGAACGUGUCACUAGUACAGUGGAAGGGAUGUCAUCAGAUACAGUACAGCUGAACGCGUCACUAGUACAGUGGAAGGGAUGUCAUCAGAUACAGUACCGCUGAACGUGUCAGUAGUACAGUGGAAGGGAUGUCACCAGAUACAGUACCGCUGAACGUGUCACUAGUACAGUGGAAGGGAUGUCAUCAGAUACAGUACCGCUGAAAGUGUACCGCUGAACGUGUCACUAAUACAGUGGAAGGGAUGUCAUCAGAUACAGUACUGCUGAACGUGUCACUAGUACAGUGGAAGGGAUGUCAUCAGAUACAGUACCGUUGAACGUGUCACUAGUACAGUGGAAGGGAUGUCACCAGAUACAGUACCGCUGAACGUGUACCGCUGAACGUGUCACUAGUACAGUGGAAGGGAUGUCAUCAGAUACAGUACCGCUGAACGUGUCAGUAGUACAGUGGAAGGGAUGUCAUCAGAUACAGUACCGCUGAACGUGUCACUAGUACAGUGGAAAGGAAGUCAUCAGAUACAGUACCGCUGAACGUGUCACUAGUACAGUGGAAGGGAUGUCAUCAGAUACAGUACCGCUGAAUGUGUCACUAGUACAGUGGAAGGGAUGUCAUCAGAUACAGUACCGCUGAACGUGUCAGUAGUACAGUGGAAGGGAUGUCAUCAGAUACAGUACCGCUGAACGUGUCACUAGUACAGUGGAAGGGAUGUCAUCAGAUACAGUACCGCUGAACGUGUCACUAGUACAGUGGAAGGGAUGUCAUCAGAUACAGUACCGCUGAACGUGUCACUAGUACACUGGAAGGGAUGUCAUCAGAUACAGUACCGCUGAACGUGUCACUAGUACAGUAGAAGGGAUGUCAUCAGAUACAGUACAGCUGAACGUGUCACUAGCACACUGGAAGGGAUGUCAUCAGAUACAGUACCGCUGAACGUGUACCGCUGAACGUGUCACUAGUACAGUGGAAGGGAUGUCAUCAGAUACAGUACUGCUGAACGUGUCAGUAGUACAGUGGAAGGGAUGUCACCAGAUACAGUACCGCUGAACGUGUCACUAGUACAGUGGAAGGGAUGUCACCAGAUACAGUACAGCUGAACGUGUCACUAGUACAGUGGAAGGGAUGUCAUCAGAUACAGUACCGCUGAACGUGUCACUAGUACAGUGGAAGGUAUGUCAUCAGAUACAGUACCGCUGAACGUGUCAGUAGUACAGUGGAAGGGAUGUCAUCAGAUACAGUACCGCUGAACGUGUCAGUAGUACAGUGGAAGGGAUGUCAUCAGAUACAGUACCGCUGAACGUGUACCGCUGAACGUGUCACUAGUACAGUGGAAGGGAUGUCAUCAGAUACAGUACCGCUGAAUGUGUCAGUAGUACAGUGGAAGGGAUGUCAUCAGAUACAGUACCGCUGAACGUGUACCGCUGAACGUGUCACUAGUACAGUGGAAGGGAUGUCAUCAGAUACAGUACCGCUGAACGUGUCACUAGUACAGUGGAAGGGAUGUCACCAGAUACAGUACCGCUGAAAGUGUACCGCUGAACAUGUCACUAGUACAGUGGAAGGGAUGUCACCAGAUACAGUACCGCUGAACGUGUCAGUAGUAUAGUGGAAGGGAUGUCAUCAGAUACAGUACUGCUGAACGUGUCACUAGUACAGUGGAAGGGAUGUCACCAGAUACAGUACAGCUGAACGUGUCACUAGUACAGUGGAAGGGAUGUCACCAGAUACAGUACUGCUGAACGUGUCACUAGUACAGUGGAAGGGAUGUCACCAGAUACAGUACCGCUGAACGUGUCAGUAGUACAGUGGAAGGGAUGUCAUCAGAUACAGUACUGCUGAACGUGUCACUAGUACAGUGGAAGGGAUGUCACCAGAUACAGUACCGCUGAACGUGUACCGCUGAACGCGUCACUAGUACAGUGGAAGGGAUGUCACCAGAUACAGUACCGCUGAACGUGUCACUAGUACAGUGGAAGGGAUGUCAUCAGAUACAGUACCGCUGAACGUGUCACUAGUACAGUGGAAGAGAUGUCAUCAGAUACAGUACCGCUGAACGUGUCACUAGUACAGUGGAAGGGAUGUCAUCAGAUACAGUACCGCUGAACGUGUCACUAGUACAGUGGAAGGGAUGUCACCAGAUACAGUACCGUUGAACGUGUCACUAGUACAGUGGAAGGGAUGUCAUCAGAUACAGUACCGCUGAACGUGUCACUAGUACAGUGGAAGGGAUGUCAUCAGAUACAGUACCGCUGAACGUGUCACUAGUACAGUGCUGGUGCACUGAGGGAUCUUGCGUUUAUGUUUGCUAGAAGUUCAAUGUUGUAUUUCAUCCAUUAUUGUUUCUUAUAUUUACACAUUUCUCUGCUCUCACUCAGCUUAUUUUGUUUACUCCAAAACAUGCACUGUUACAUUUACAAAAGUGAUUUGUUCAAUGACUGCACUUACUGAGCAACAGGAGGCCGUCGAAUCACUGAUUGUCCAUGACAGUUCCCUGUUCUGGUGUCUUUCUCAAGACAGACAUUCACCUAGCUUUGUUAAAAAGCUUUGGACUGCUUUUUCAUGAACGCUAUUACAAAGAAUAACAGCUGCACAAAGAAACAACACUGCAAAAAAAUAAUCUAAUAAUAGCUUCAUUGAUGAAUAUCCCCAGAAUCUAAAUCUACAGUAAAUCUGCUUGUUUUAUUGUAUUUGAUCUUUGUAUCUUAUAUUGCUAUAUGGCUUUUAGUGCCUUAGAUACAUACAUAGGAUAAAAGUCCUCUCAAGUUCAAGUGUAGUUAACCAAGUGAAAGCUUUGUUCUGUCAUACAAAAAUGUGUUAGUAAGCCUCCCCUGAUGCCAAAGUGAGAUCAACAGUUUUAUUUUGACAUAAGCUCAUUAAACUCAAAAUGGCAAUUAUUUCUUUAACAGCGACUUAAGCAGAUUUGCUUGUGCAAGUUGGACACAUUCAUGAAUUUAAGGGAAACAAUUCAACGUAAAGAAAAUUGCUUUUGAACAAGUUACACAUUAUUACACUACAUUAUACUAACGAUAAAAGCAGUAGAACAGGGAAAACAAAGCGAUCAGAAAAAAAAUGGCACCGCAUUCAAACACAUAUGAUACUCUUUCUUGAGGGUAAGGAUGUUCAGUAGUAAUUCAGUCUGGAGGACAACAAUGUGAAGGAUCGGCCUAUUUAGGAAAAUAUGUGCAACAAACUAGCUAGGUUGAUAAGCACUUUUAUGUUCCCUCAUUUCUGACACUGUUAAAACAAAUUCAGAUAGAAGUAUAGUUAUAAAUCUGUCAUUCGCAUUGAAAGCAAGUCUAAGAAGUGGUACAGUAGAUAUGUUCAAUGUGCGCUAUUUCUAUGCUUCCCAUGCUUUGUUUUUGCGUCUUUGACUUUCAGUUUUGUACACCAGCUUCAAACAGCUGAAAAUACAAUAUUUUGGUUAUGGAAACAAUAUUUCACAGCGGUUUAGAUGGUACAAUGAUUCUCUACACUUUACUUGCUUGUUUUGUCACAUAAACUGAAAUUAGGCAAACUAUUAGAAUUCUAGCAACCAGGAAAUGGCGGAGCGAUUUUUGCAUUCAUUUUUGCAUUAACCACUUGAAUUUUGUUUUCCACACUCUAUCAAUGUCCCCUAUGGGUGGGUUUUGUACAGAACUGCUAUAAAUGUUAGCGUCAUCUUUAUGUAGUCUUAUCUGUUUUAUAUUUAAAUGUUGUUCUUUAUAACCAUUUCUACCUCAUUGCUACAUAUUGUACAUGUAGUACUUAUGUUCUGUCUUUUUGAAUGUCAUGCAUUUGUACAAAAAAUAUAAAAAAUAUAAAAAUAACAAAAAUGAUUAAAAAAAAAUAAAAUUAAAUGAACAGCUUGCCCUUGAAUUCGAACAGUCUACCUCAGAAAGACUGAACAUUAUUAAUAGCAAAACUGAUAAGACACAUUUAUGAGUGUGAAGGUGACGAUAAUGCACACGUACUUGAGAUACUGACUUCUAUGGGCUAUAUAAGUACUCAUAAUGCCACAUUUCUGCAAGAAUAUUGUGGGCUGUAUAGGUCUUCUCCAAGGUCUCUAAUGCAAAAUCUGUUUUUAAACUAUAAUGACUCGCUUUAAUCCUUUGUGAAUUGUGGUAGUGCGCAUGUUAAUGUGUAUGUGUGUGCACUUACAAUUGAACAUGUAAGUGUGAGGGGGUUAACCUUAAGAUAUGUGAAAUUCAAAUGGAUACAUUUCAUACUCAUGUACUGGAAAUAAACAUGCACAUAUGUGUACUCAAUGUACAUUUGCUAUUGAUGUAUACAUAUUAAAAUGCACCACAUACAUGUAUAUACAGUACCAGUCAAAAAUGUGAACACACCUACUCAUUCCAGGGUUUUAAUUUAUUUUUACUAUUUUCUACGUUGUAGAAUAAUAGUGAAGAC